AUGCUAUUGAAUGAAGCAGGAGCUUGUGGCUUGCUCGACCUGUCUUAUUCUUUGGCUGUAUGGGCACCUCCUAUGACCCGAUCGGUGUAUUGCUGUGAGCUUGAACAAUGCAGCCAAGUGUUCAACGACAUGUCGUGGGACGACGUGGUCAUUCCGAUGCACGAUAAUACCGAUGAUUACGUGGAUCCCGACGAUCAUCACGAUAUGAAAGCCACAUUUUUGAAAGCGGUCCAAUUAAUCCCAGAGAUCAGAAGAACGGCAGAUACCGUCUUUCUAGUGACCGAUUACGGAGUUGAUAUGAUAAAUGCUGAAUUCCUAGACGCGCUAUACCCAUAUGUCGGCAUCUUUCACAUCAUUCUCCUCGAUCCAAAGUUGGCCAAAUACUACCCGAACCCGAUUGUCGUCGUCGACGCCAUAGAGCUAUCAAGAACUGUGGAGAUUCCGGCAAUCUGCGCCCGGCAUCAAGUUGGAAUCAUUUCUGGUGGUAACGUCAAUGUAUUUCACCAAAGACCGACGACGCCAAGAGCACCGUUUCGCACAACUAUGUUUGAUGGGAUUACAGAUUUAUGCCCCGAAUUGGCCAACGUUACUAUCUCCCCGGACCCACCACUCGAUUUCCACGUAUUUUUGGCCUUCUCUGGGCACAUCCGGGACUCUGAUGUGGUAUGCGUCCAAGAGCUCUUCCAUUCGCUCCUCAAAUUGGCGCAUCUGGAGACAAACAGCGGAAAAGUGAGCGUCCAUGGGCCGCGUACGUUAACAUACGCCACAUGCCAAUGGAAUGAGUACGAUAAAUGUCUACAUUCAACCGACCGCUUACAUCCAGCAAUUCUACAGGUUAGCACUGGCGCGAUUAACAAAGCCGACCUCGACUUCGCUCCCGACGUCCUCAAUUUUCUACGAAGCGAAGCAAUCCGCCCGAUCGAAGAAAAACGAGUAGGAUUAGCCCUACCUUUUCAGAAGCUUCCUGUCCUAGAUUCCGAGUUUUGCGAAUUUGUCGAAAAUUUUGGGGAUAUGGACGGCGGCGAAGACGUCUCCGGUGAUACAAGCCACAUCAUCGUGUUGGCACUGAAAAACCAAAUCAAUUCCGAAGACUGGGUUUUCGUUCGACAAUAUCUUCUUGACAAUAUUGGGAAAUGUUUGGGGCCAAAACAGCGGUUCGGAAUCAUUUUACCGACGCUUGAAGAUAAGCGGAAUGUUGAUUUUUGUGAGACGAUCGGCUGCAUACGUGAUCAGCUAGAUGAAGUUCAGCCGGCUAACUUCCCAGCACUUGACUAUACCGUCAGGCUUCUAAAACGAGGCAGAGGAGCCUUGACGGCAACAGAUGGCUAUAGUGCACCAAAUCCAAGCAUGCAGCUGCUCACGCAUUUUAUAUCUCCAGAAUUUGUUGAGUACUACGAAAGCAACAAGGAGAUGCUACGGACAAGCUUGGGCCAGAUAGAUUUCAAGAUUUUAUUAACAAACGUAACGGGAAUGAAUGAAACGGCUGUUGAAUCCAGUUUCCCGAAGACGUUGUUGAUGUACGCCGAGCGAUUUUCCGACUUGCCGAACACGUCGAACGCUUUCUGCAAGCAGCCCAGCCCACCAGCGCCGCGCGGCAUGAUCCGCUUUAUCUACCUCCUAGUCGUGAUCAUAUGUGUUCUUCCAAUUCUGGGAAUUAUUGUGUACGCGAUGUGUCGGAAAAAUCGUCAUCUGGAGACGCAGAACAAGCGAUUGUUCCUUAAUCUACAGCAUUCGGUUCGGGGUGAUGAGGAAGAAGAAGGACUAAAAGCGCCAGGAACACCGGAGUCUCAGCUCCUCAGCGUCGAUUGGGUCUUAUCGGAGUUACAACGAGAUCCCUGGGAAAUGGAUCGCCAGAAGAUCAUAGUUGGACGUCAAAUUGGGCGUGGCGCAAGUGGUGUCGUCUACAAAGGCGCGCUUAUCGGUCGUGCCCCCGUAGAGAACAUUCACAAGAAGUCCUUCUUUGCAUUCCAAUAUGACAGCAGAGCGGUAGCGAUUAAAAUGAUGCCAUUGCAUUUUGAAGAAUCGAAAAGAAAUGCCUUCCUGGAUGAGAUACAAAUUAUGAAGGAUUUGCCUCCGCACCCAAAUGUCUGCGGACUUUUGGGCUGUGUGACUUCCUAUUCUCCGCUCUGCAUGGUGGUGGAAUAUGCGGCACUGGGAGACUUGAGCAGCUACUUGAAAGCGAGAAAACUACGAGAAUGCGGCUAUAUGGCAUGCGCGGUACAUGAGAAGCAUGUGUGUCUGAAGAGUUUGAUGUCGUAUUGCUGGCAGAUCGCUGACGCACUGAAUUUCCUGCACACAAAUACAUUGCUGCAUCGGGAUCUGGCAGCAAGAAAUGUCUUGGUGAAUGCCAAUGGGAAUGUGAUGAUUACUGAUUUCGGGUUAGCAGUUUGGACGGAAAAGCAAAAUCGAACAAGAAGCCAUCGCCUACCCAUAAAAUGGACAGCUAUCGAAGCACUUCGUUAUGGUCAAUUCACGGCGCAUUCUGACAUCUGGAGCUACGGCGUGUGCUUAUGGGAAAUAUUCUCAAUGGGCAAGGAGCCGUACACCUAUGUGGGCACCGAGGAAAUGGCUUCGUAUCUCGCCUCUGGAAAACGGCUGAAUCAUCCCAGAAGUUGCCCAAAUCAUACCUGGUCGAUGAUCAAACGCUGCUGGCAAGAACAUCCGGAAGAUCGUCCAUCACUUGAAGUAAUACGCGCCUAUUUUGGGCGGAUACUGGAGGAGAUGACGGCCGGAUACGGAUACCUCGACCUGCAACCUGGGAAUUAUGAGAAUGCGACGUUUGAUGAAGAGGAGGUACCCCGG
Molecule: messenger RNA, 2802 nt
Organism: Mesorhabditis spiculigera
Lineage: Eukaryota; Metazoa; Nematoda; Chromadorea; Rhabditida; Rhabditidae
Source: the annotation of a GenBank genome assembly